AUGGAGCUAGUGCAAACAGAUGUACAGUACGACGUCUGGCGGACGUCCGAGAUGGCAAAGCUGCUCAGGAUAAAGCGCUGGCUGGUUCCGGUGCUUGUGGCCGUUCUGCUGCCCGUCCUGACCGUGGCCGACGAUUGUGGUCGCGAGUUCCGGGGCAAGUGUAGCUGUGGCUAUCAGAUGUACAACUACCAGACGCAGUACGUGGUCAACUGCACCGAUACCGGGUUCCGGGACACGCUGGUCCUGGAGCACCUGCCGGCGCAGACGGAGGUGCUCAUCUUCAACGGUAACCUCGUCGACGAGCUGCCCUGGAACGUGUUCGGGGCGCUGAACGAUCUCGCCAACCUGACGAUCGUGGACAUGAGCAACAAUCACAUUCGCGAGAUCCGCGGCAAGUCGUACCAUCACGUACCGAACGUGAGGCGGCUCAUCCUGAACCACAACAACCUGAGCAUCUCGCGGUACGACGACGAGGAGUUCAAUCACCACCAUCCGCGUGUCUUUUCCAACUUCGUCAACCUGCAGGAGCUGCACCUGACCAAUGCGUUCGCGGACAACACGUCGGCCGAGCUGUCGGCCGAUCUGCACGAUAUCUUCGUCAACAGCAACCUCACGAAGCUGGUCAAGUUGCACCUGGAGCAGAACGAAAUCUCGCAGUUCAACGACAAGCGUGUGUUUUGCGAUCUGCCGGCGCUGCUGGACCUCCACCUCGGGGACAAUCUGCUGACGGAGCUGAACUUCAAUCUGAGCUGCAUGCCGCGGCUUCGCUUUCUCGAUCUCGAGCGCAACCGGUUCGAGGCGGUCCGACCGCGCGAUCUGGCGCUGCUCGAAGCGGUCCAGGUGCAGCCCGGCCGUACCACGCCGCUGACGGUGGACUUUACGUACAAUCCGUUCGUGUGCGACUGCGGUCUGUUUCCGCUGUACGAGUGGCUCGCCCGGACAAACGUUACCGUGCGGAACCGGGACGGAUUGGUGUGUUUUCGAAAGUUGUAG
This is a messenger RNA of Anopheles cruzii, 993 nucleotides long. Its product is annotated as trophoblast glycoprotein. Lineage: Eukaryota; Metazoa; Arthropoda; Insecta; Diptera; Culicidae. Gene Ontology annotation, cellular component: membrane. Gene Ontology annotation, molecular function: protein binding. The coding region runs from base 1 to 993 and encodes 330 amino acids. The transcript has 3 exons. The record is from RefSeq and is a predicted model, not a curated record.